UUCAAAAUCAACGACAGCGACAUCUUGUUCACAUCAUCAUCAUCAUCAUCAUCAUCAUCAUCAUCAACAUCAUCCAUCGAAUUCAAGUAAAUCAUCAACCGGUAGUUCUGUUGGUGGUGGUGGUUCAAUAACCGGUACAUAUCAAUCAAGAUCCAAUAAUCAUCAACAAAAACGGUCACAGGGAACAACAACUACAGUGAAAGGUGGUAAUGUUGUUGGUCAAACAAUAAACACACGAUCACAGCAAAUAAAAUCACAAUCAAAUAGUAACGAUAAUGGAUACAAAUAAUCAUCAUUGAAUGAAAGCCAUAGAAAAACAAACAAAAAACAAAAUUUGAGACAUUCCAUGUGAUGGAGAUUUCGUUAUGUAAUUUGAAUCUGAUCAACGGCUACAACCACGGUCACAACACACACACACACUUACAUAUACACAUUAUCAUCAUCAAGAACAGACAACAGGACACAACCAAACAAUUUAUUAAAUGUUUCAAUCGGAAUAGAAAUCAACAUCAUCAUUGUGGACGAUAUUAUAGUCGUAAAAAUCAUGGUCAACAAUUAGAACCUUAUCGUCAUUCUAUCAAUAAUGUUAGAACACAAUCAAUCAAUCUAGAUGAUGAAAAUGAACCAGAUGAUGUUAUUAUCGAUAUAUUAGAUGAUCGACCAUUAACUUAUUUUGUAUUUCCAAUGGGUAAUAAAACAAUAUCACCAGCUACACCACCAUCACCAAGAUUAGUUACAUUUAAAAUGGCCGAUUCACCUAAACGUCGAUUAUAUCGUCCAUUAAGACGUUAUCGUCAAAAAUUAACAACAAUUGUUGAAAUGGGUUCCAAUGAAAUUUGAUCAAUCAAUCAAUCAAUCACACGCACACACACA
Molecule: messenger RNA, 873 nt
Organism: Dermatophagoides farinae (American house dust mite)
Lineage: Eukaryota; Metazoa; Arthropoda; Arachnida; Sarcoptiformes; Pyroglyphidae
Source: RefSeq, a predicted model, not a curated record